AGUGGAGCUCGAGCAUCCUCACCAGCGGCAGGCAGACAAUAGGGCCAUUUUGACCGCUUUGGAGUGCGAAGAAGCGGACGAACGACCCGACGGGUGUCACCUUCCCUUUCCUCCCCACUGGCAAGACAAGACAGGGCGGAGAGAGAGAGAGAGAGAGGGAGGAGGUGGGUCGGUACACUCAGCCCUUCCCGUGUUCAUGGGGAGCGGAGGCUGUUAGCGAGGGGCAGUGCCAGACCUGGAGGAACCAGAGGAGGUGGAAGGAGCUCCGGAGCGGGCUAUUAAAACAGACGAGCACCAACCGCCGCCUCGACACGGGAGCACGACGCCACUGCGGAGACCUGUGGGCCCCACACCUGGGCACUAAAGAAGGCACCCCAAGGUGCUAGGAAGACAGCAUCAUGGCAGGGGCCUCUGUGAAGGUGGCGGUGCGUGUCCGCCCCUUCAACUCAAGGGAGAUUGGAAAAGAUAGCAAGUGCAUCAUUCAGAUGACUGGAAACACCACCACCAUCGUCAACCCCAAGCAGGCCAAAGACAACAAGAGCUUCAACUUUGAUUACUCCUACUGGUCCCACACCUCGCCAGAGGACAUCAAUUAUGCCUCUCAGGUGCAAGUGUACAAAGACAUCGGAGAGGAAAUGUUGCUGCACGCCUUCGAGGGAUACAACGUCUGCAUCUUUGCUUACGGCCAGACGGGCUCUGGCAAGUCCUACACCAUGAUGGGGAAACAGGAUGUCAAGGACCAACAAGGGAUCAUCCCUCUGCUGUGUGAAGAUCUUUUCACUAAGUUCAAUGACAACGCAGGCAACAGCAUGUCUUAUUCUGUGGAGGUAAGCUACAUGGAGAUCUACUGUGAGCGUGUGCGGGAUUUACUGAACCCCAAGAACAAAGGGAACCUGCGCGUUCGAGAACAUCCUCUGAUGGGACCUUACGUGGAGGACCUGUCUAAGCUGGCUGUCACCUCCUACAACGACAUCCAGGACCUGAUGGACUCCGGCAACAAGGCCAGGACUGUGGCCGCCACCAACAUGAAUGAGACGAGCAGCCGCUCGCAUGCCGUCUUCAACAUCAUAUUCACUCAGAAACGCCACGAUGCCGAUACUGAAAACACCUCUGAGAAGGUCAGCAAGAUAAGUUUGGUGGAUUUGGCUGGCAGCGAGAGGGCCGACUCUACUGGAGCCAAAGGAACCAGGCUUAAGGAAGGAGCCAAUAUCAACAAAUCUCUAACUACACUGGGGAAAGUCAUCUCUGCUUUGGCAGAAGUGGACUCUGGGUUGAAUAAGAAUAAAAAGAAGAAGAAGGUGGAAAACCAUAUACCAUACAGAGAUUCUGUUUUGACCUGGUUACUGAGAGAAAACUUGGGGGGGAACUCUCGUACUGCGAUGGUCGCUGCCCUGAGUCCUGCUGACAUCAACUACGACGAGACCCUCAGCACACUCAGGUACGCAGACCGCGCCAAACAGAUCCGCUGCAACGCCGUGAUCAACGAGGAUCCCAACAACCGGUUGGUGCGUGAGCUGAAGGAGGAGGUGUCCCGUCUGAAAGACCUCCUCUGCGCCCAGGGCCUGGGUGACAUCAUUGACACUUAUCGAUCGUCUGGUGCUGACAUAGAGGGUUUGAAAUUGACCAAUACCAUGACGGGGAUGAGUCCCUCUCCGUCUCUCUCAGCCUUGACCAGCCGCGCCGGAUCCAUCGCCAGUCUUCACGACCGCAUCAUGUUCAGCCCGGGCAGCGAAGAGGCCAUCGAGAGGCUGAAGGAAACAGAGAAAAUCAUUGCUGAACUCAAUGAGACUUGGGAAGAGAAACUUCGCCGAACGGAAGCCAUUAGAAUGGAAAGAGAGGCCUUGCUGGCAGAAAUGGGGGUAGCGAUGCGAGAAGAUGGUGGGACCGUUGGCGUGUUCUCCCCCAAGAAGACACCUCAUCUGGUGAAUCUCAACGAGGAUCCUCUGAUGUCGGAGUGUCUGCUGUACUACAUUAAAGACGGGAUGACCAGGGUCGGUCGUGUAGACGCCAGCAGUCGUCAGGAUAUAGUCCUCAGCGGCCACUUCAUCAAGGACGAGCACUGCACCUUCACCAGUUCUACUGGUCCAACAAGAGAAAUUGUUGUCCUGGAGCCGUGUGAAGGAGCUGAGACUUAUGUCAACGGAAAGAGAGUGACCGAGCCCACUGUCCUCAAAUCAGGAAAUCGCAUCAUCCUGGGGAAGAGCCACGUGUUCCGGUUCAACCACCCUGUGCAGGCCCGGGCCGAGAGGGAGAGGACGCCAUGUGCAGAAACCCCCGCUGAGCCCGUGGACUGGGCCUUCGCCCAGAGGGAGCUACUGGACAAACAGGGCAUCGACAUGAAACAUGAAAUGGAGCAAAGGCUGCAGGAGUUGGAGGACCAGUAUCGCAAAGAAAGAGAGGAAGCCAACAACCUUCUGGAGCAGCAAAGACUGGAUUAUGAGAGCAAGCUAGAGGCUCUUCAGAAGCAAGUGGACAGUUACUACCCAGAAACCCUUGAAGAAGAGGAAGACCCAGAAGAGGAAGUGCAAUGGACAGAGAGGGAAGGAGAGCUGGCUUUGUGGAGCUUUCGUAAGUGGCGGUGCUACCAGUUCACCUCUCUCCGUGACCUGUUAUGGGGCAAUGCCAUCUUCCUUAAGGAGGCCAAUGCCAUCAGCGUGGAGCUCAAGAAGAAGGUUCAGUUCCAGUUUGUGCUGCUCACAGACACACUCUACUCCCCGCUGCCUCCAGACCUGUUGCCACCAGAGGCGACCAAGGACAGAGAGAAGCGGCAGUUCCCACGCACCAUCGUGGCAGUGGAGGUGCAGGAUCAGAAAAACGGAGCCACCCACUAUUGGACAUUAGAAAAACUAAGGCAGAGGCUGGAUCUCAUGAGAGAGAUGUACGACCGCGCUGCUGAUGUGCCCAACAAUACCGCUGAAGACGGGGACAACGUGAUGACCGGAGGGGACCCCUUUUAUGACCGCUUCCCUUGGUUCCGUCUGGUUGGCAGAAACCCCAUUUUCAACACAUGCAUGAGCGAGCGCAUGAGUGACCCCACCCCGUCCCCGACCCUCUCCAACUCUGAAAUUACUGAGCUGGCUGACCCGCAGCGGGGGGGUCGAGGGGAGGAGUUUGAGGAGUUGGAGGACCUGGACGAUGAUAUCUUUUUGGACGACCCGUGCUCGGAGCUCGGGGGAGAGGAGGAGGAGGAGGAGGAGGAUGAUGAUGAUGAUGAUGAUGAUGAUGAUGAUGAGGGAGAGCUCUGCCGAGGCUCCGGCGAAGGCCAGGAUCCCUUUUACGACCGCUCACCAUUAUUCAGUGUAGUGGGAAGGGCUUUUGUCUAUCUGAGUAACCUGCUGUACCCGGUUCCUCUUGUCCACCGCGUGGCCAUCGUCAGCGAGAGGGGCGAAGUGAAGGGCUUCCUCCGGGUGGCGGUGCAAGCCAUAUCAGCUGACGAGGAAGCUCCCGACUACGGCUCGGGAGUGAGGCAGUCGGGCACUGCCAAGAUCUCCUUUGAGGAUCAGCAAUAUGAAAAGUUCCAGUCCGAGACCUGCUCCGUGGGACUGUCCCGCACGGGGGCUUCACAGGAGGAGCUUCGUUUCGUGGAGGGAGAGGGGCAGAACGCAGAGCUGGGACCCUCAGCUGAUGAGGUCAACAAUAACACAUCUGGCGUAGAUGAGCUGAAGAGUCAGGACGGCCUGCUUGACACAUCCCUGGAGCACCUGAGGAUGGGCAACGUCUUCACCUUCAGGGUGACCGUCCUGCAAGCCUCCAGCAUCUCUGCAGAAUAUGCCGACAUCUUUUGCCAGUUCAACUUCAUCCACCGCCACGAUGAGGCCUUCUCCACCGAACCCCUAAAAAACACGGGCCGCGGCCCCCCUCUGGGCUUCUACCACGUGCAGAAUAUUGCUGUUGAGGUCACUAAAUCCUUCGUUGACUACAUCAAGACUCAGCCAAUAGUGUUUGAGGUGUUUGGACACUACCAGAAACAGCCUUUUCUUCCACUCUGUAAAGACGUCAUCAGUCCGCUCCGUCCCUGCAGACGACAGUUCCCACGAGUGAUGCCCCUGUCCAAGCCAGUACCUGCCACCAAGCUGACAGCUAUGACUCGCCCUCAGGCGGGACCCUGCCACUGCAAAUAUGAUCUCAUGGUGUUCUUUGAGAUAUGUGAGCUGGAGGCCACUGGAGACUACAUCCCUGCAGUGGUGGACCACAGAGGAGGAAUGCCUUGUCAUGGCACAUUCCUGCUGCACCAGGGCCUCCAGAGGAGAAUCACCGUCACCAUUGUACACGAGUCAGGAGGUGACAUGGAGUGGAAGGAUAUCCGUGAGCUGGUUGUGGGUCGACUCCGCAACACCCCCGAAGCUGAUGAGACCAUCAUUGACCCUAAUAUUCUGUCUCUCAACAUCUUGUCUGCUAGUUACGUCAGACCCAUGAGGGAUGACCGGACUUUCUACCGCUUCGAGGCGGCCUGGGAUAGCUCCAUGCACAACUCGCUGCUACUAAACCGAGUCACUCCUUACGGGGAGAAGAUCUACAUGACCCUCUCGGCCUACUUGGAGAUGGAGAACUGCACCCAGCCCGCAAUCAUAACCAAAGAUAUCUGCAUGGUGUUUUACUCUCGAGACACAAAGCUCUCGGCCACGCGCUCUAUCCGAAACCUUUUUGGAACUGGAAGCCUGAGAGCGGCAGAUGGAAACCGUGUAACUGGAGUUUAUGAGGUCAGCCUGUGUAACCUGGCAGAUGCAGGAAGCCCAGGUAUGCAGAGGAGACGCAGGCGAGUGCUGGACACCUCCGUGGCCUACGUCCGUGGGGAGGAGAACCUGGCCGGGUGGAGGCCCCGUAGUGACAGCCUCAUUCUGGACCAUCAGUGGGAGCUGGAGAAACUCAGCCUCCUCCAAGACGUGGAGAAGACCAAGCAUUACCUUCUCCUGAGGGAGAAGCUGGAGUCCACCAUGCUGAUGGGCCAGGAGGCGCUGCAGUCCUGCGUCACCGAGGAGCUGAGCGAGUCUCUCCAGCCCCCCGAGGUCGAGCAGGAGGUCAGCUCCAGCUCUGAAAUCACCACUGAGCGGCAGAGGGAGCUCGCUGCGAAGUGUUUGCGUCUGCUCACUCACUCCUUCAACCGAGAGUACAGCCACGUGUGCGUCAGCGCCAGUGAGAGCAAGAUUUCGGAGAUGUCCGUCACAAUGCUAAGAGACUCUGUUUCGAUCUCCGCUCUCAACACAAUCACACCGUCGUCAACAUGCCCUUCGCUGGUUGAGGGUUGCUAUGGGGACGCUGAACUCAGACCCCCGAUGCCUCGCUCUCGUGCCGUCAGCCCCAGUCCUGACGCGCAGCAGGACCCAGAGGCCAAGAAGUCCAUCAACGGAGCCUCUGAAACCAAACCACGCAUCCGCAGAUUCUUCCCUGACAUCCAGGAGAUUAGAGUGAGCCCCAUUGUGUCGAAGAAGGGUUACUUGCAUUUCUUGGAGCCGCACACCAACGGGUGGGUGAAGCGCUACGUCGUGGUGCGGCGGCCGUACGUCUACAUCUACAACGCGGAGAGAGACUCGGUGGAGCGGGCCAUCCUCAACCUCUCCUCUGCCCAGGUGGAGUACAGCGAGGACCAGCAGGCAAUGCUGAAGACGCCGUACACAUUUGCCGUCUGUACCGAACAUCGUGGAAUAUUGCUACAAGCCACCAAUGACAAGGAGAUGCAUGACUGGCUGUAUGCGUUUAAUCCCCUCCUUGCUGGAACUAUCAGGUCGAAGCUGUCGAGAAGGCGAGCCGGACAGAUGAGGAUGUGAAACAAGACUCGAAUCUCAUGAGAGAAGGCUGAACUUGAGAUGUACAUAGAUCUGUGUUCCUCCCCUUGUGCUGAGCCCCCUCUCCCUUCCCCCCACCACAGUCACCAACAACCAUCUCUCCCCUGUAUGUUCUCGGGUUUAUCACUAGUGUGCUCGGCACCUGAAGAGCCCAUUUCAUGUCAGGCCUUUGCUGCGUCGUGAGUCUCGUAGGCAGAAGAAGCGCUUCAAAAAGCUGGCACUGUACUGUACCGGAGUUUAUUCAUAGCUGCACGGUCGGAGACAAACGACGGGCGUAGCAACAGUUUCUUAUCUCAGAUCACAUACGUAUGGUAAUGUACUGUAGUUGUUGUCAGUGACACAUCGAGCCUUAUACAUUUACUCCUUAAAAACAAUGCAGUGACAUCUAUUUUUACCUACAGCUGCCACGUCAGCGAGGAUCACGUUGCUCCAUUUGCAUCAGUAAAAGAAAUCAUGGCGAUUCCUCUCAACUGUGUAUACACAGUGUCUAAACUGGUGUGCAGACAACGUACAGCUAGAAAGUACACGCUAAAACAGAAGAAGAAAAAAAAAAAACACAGUUGAGUGUAACUCUGUAGAAUCAUUCUCUUUUCUUUAUGGUACUUGAAUCUUAAAACUUCUUAGAGACGUUAGCGCACCGCCUGGCAAGGGAAUGGCAUAUCAUCAUCGUUCUCGUGGCAUUUUGAUUGGUCCAUGUCGUUUUAGCUACUCGUAGGAGCACCAAGGGCAUCUACAUUCACACAAUGAGUAACACACGUCAUCACCAUUAAUCCUCCCAAGUUGAUCUCAUUCUCUACCUGAAUUUGAUUUGUUUUAAAAUGUGAUAUAUUUAGAUAUUUAACAGCUUUAUUAUUUAUUUCUGCAUGUAUUUAUUUACAAAGACAUUUAUAUUUCUAAAGUAGUAGUACCGUGCAAUUUCGGCACACCGCACUUUUUAAUAUGAGUUCCUUAAAUGUUAUGAGUAAAACAACUCUGUCUCCAUGCAGUUAACGCUAUUUAACAGUUUAUGAUUGGCCCCUUUCUUUGUGCUGAAGAUUACUUGAACGACAAUAUCCCCCUUAGGAUAGUCCCACCUGACCUUUGACCCAACGGAUACACAUCUGAAAAGGUCACCAAGUUGUGAGGUGGAAGAUAUUACGGUGGUCUGACCAUCUCAGCUGCACAAAGCUACCUUGUGAAAUGAUCUAAAGUAUAAACUGUUCCUCACAGUACAGAAUAAGGAACUGGUUUUCUGAAUGAUGUGUAUAUUGAUUAAAUGUAGUGCCUCUCUUUUUUCAAUCAUACUGUACAGUAAGCCUCCGCACCCCUUACUCAAACUACAUACUUCAUGCUGCUCUAUUACUGUUCUGGAAGUGUCUGCAGAUCAUAUCACACCACUUUCCUGCUCUUCAUCCUCGUCAUCACUUACAUAUUCAGACAAACAACGGUAUCAUUUAUGUUCAUGGUACGUAUCUAACAUGGCAAUCAUCAGUAUAUAGAGUAUACUUCAUGUCCAUACAGUAACAACUACUUUAACGUAUUUCAGGUUCAACAAUCAUGUUUUGAAUGGGAGAGAAAAGAAAUCAAUGUACUCCUGGUCUUUAAAAAAAUGAAUCCCUUCAUCUCAUUUUGGAUGAAAAGUGCGACAAUGCAUUUUCAAAUUGCUUUUCAUUUGAUUAUGAAUCCGACUUCAAAAUAAAGUGACGGCUUGCGAGUUGUGUGAAGUUUGAUUGACGCGCGUGCCUCAGGUCAGCCAGCCUCGAGCGCAUGCGCACCGACAGUAGUGUGCGUCACUUUACGCACUCGCACAACAUCUCACAGCGUCAGGCUGUUUUUAAAAGCGCUCCAUUGUAACAGCAUAUCGAUGCUUGUAUUGAGGUAGUACUCCAUACAAUACCAUCAUUCCUGAGGCUGACCUUUCUUAAAAACGUGUUCCACGUGUGGUGGCUAAUCCAACAGUCACACGUGCGUUACAGAACACACUAAAGACAUUAACAAAGCCCACCGCCAUUGAGGGAAUGGCCUGCUGUACGUGACACGGUCUGACUUGUGUCCUCUUACAACGUGAGCCAGUCUGAUCUCGGCUCACAUUAACCCCCUGUGUGUUUUCAUUGGGCCUUUUCUUUAUGUGCGUCACAUUUGAGCCAAGCCAAGUUGUCUUGGUAGAAAUCACACAAAAAGAAAUCACACAGAAUGUACACAGAAUUGAUAUUGGGGGGAGGGGGGACGGACCUAAAACUGCUGGACUGGUUAUGUUGACUUGUUUUGUUUGUUUCCACGGUCUGGUUACUUAUUGAUUGUUGGGUAGGUUACUGUCGGGGAACCAAGUGGAGGUUGUGUGACUAGCUGUAAUAAUGUGUGAGUGGGCUUGGUUCACUGCGGCCCUGUUGGGCAUUGCAUCUUGUAGAGUAAUGCUGUAGGUAACCUCACCGUCUCACUUGUAUUCUUGUUCAAUAUCCACGUCACCAUCAUGCUCUGACAAGCUUCACACAAUCUACUUUUUCUAUUCCCUCUCUUCCCGCCUUUUAAAGGAACACUCACGUUUUUUAUUUCUAUUUUCACCUGUACAUUUAUUUUUUCCCCCGUCUUCAAAUGAUUUUGCAUUGUAUAUAAACAUGAUUGCUGUGAACAGUGUAUUAUAAAGUUGCACCCAUUUACAAAAUCUUCAAUGGGCAGUAGUUCAGUCAGUGUCUCUGAGUGUUGAGAGUUUAGCGUCAAAUGUUUGUGUACACUAAACACAUUGUCAUAUAUGAAAUAAACAUGGACAUUAUGCAACACGAA
Molecule: messenger RNA, 8543 nt
Organism: Cyclopterus lumpus (lumpfish)
Lineage: Eukaryota; Metazoa; Chordata; Actinopteri; Perciformes; Cyclopteridae
Gene: kif1aa
Product: kinesin family member 1Aa
Exons: 49
Coding region: 399-5765 (1788 amino acids)
Biological process (GO): microtubule-based movement
Molecular function (GO): microtubule binding; microtubule motor activity; ATP binding
Source: RefSeq, a predicted model, not a curated record